This is a messenger RNA of Brachypodium distachyon (stiff brome), 2562 nucleotides long. Its product is annotated as protein trichome birefringence-like 2. Gene Ontology annotation, molecular function: O-acetyltransferase activity. Gene Ontology annotation, cellular component: Golgi apparatus. Lineage: Eukaryota; Viridiplantae; Streptophyta; Magnoliopsida; Poales; Poaceae. The record is from RefSeq and is a predicted model, not a curated record. The transcript has 5 exons. Bases 120 to 2321 code for a protein of 733 amino acids.
GUCCAUAAAUAUUGAGCGUGCCCAUCUCGAUCCGCCACUGCCGGCAGUAACCAACCGUCACACUGACCACUGACCAGUGGAGUGAGUGAUCGGCGAUCAACUGCCAUCCUUUCCUAGCAAUGGCCGGCUGGAGGAAGGCGUGGCUGUCGGUGCUGGACCGGCCCGGCAGCAGCGGAGGAGGAGGAAGCACCGGCUCCCUGCAGGCUCACCUCAACGGCAUCCUCUCCCCGUCCUCCUCCUCCUCGUCCCUCGCCACCAAGCGAGGCGGCAGCGGCGCCGGCGGAGGCAAGCGCGGCGGCGGCCACGUGAGCACCAAGGCGGUCCUGGCAUGUUUCUCCGCAGUGCUGGUGCUCGCCUUCUUCUACGUCUCCAUCACCAGCGGCCCCACCGCCGACGGCUCCUUCCCCUCCCCGUCUUCGUCGUCCGGGGCGCUCCUGUCGUCGUCGAACUCGUCGUCGCCGAAAAAGCCGCUCCCUCCCCGCCCUCCCAUUCCUAGUACUGAGAUUAGCAGUGGCGGUAGUGCCCAGCAGAGCAGCGGCAGCAAUGCAACCGUGGAGGGGCCGCGGCGGGUGCCGAGAAAUGGGGGGGACUGGACGACUCCGGGGUUGGACUCGGGGCAGCCGUUGCCGGUGCUGCAGCAGACGGCAAAAGAGCAAGGUGCUCUCCUUAGUGAUGGAAAUGCCGCCGUCGCCGGAUCGGAGGGGGAUCCCGCGGUCAGCAACGGCACCACGAGGGCCCAAGAACCGCAGGAAGUACUAAUAACUGCAAUGCCGCCGCCGCCGCCCGGGCCGUGGCGGAGAGCGGAUGGGGCCAGCUCCACCGAGAAACUCAUCGUGGGCGGCGCUUCUGAUGAGCCCGCGGACACCGAUGGCGCCCCCGGCAACUCUACUUACGACACGCUGAGUUGGGGCAAAGAAGUCGGAAACACGAACGCCAGCAUCGUCGUCGACAACGUGCCGCCGAACUCGACACGGCAAGCAGCGGCGCUGCCGUCGACGGCACCGCCGGAUCAGCGAAAGGAGGACAACAAGCACAGCCGGCACAGGAGAGCGUACACGGCGCGGCACAAACAACGCUCGACCAGGCGACGGAAGGAUAUCAUCUUCCCGGUCCCGGAGCAGGAAGGUGCCGGCGCCGAGCUGCACAGCGAUGGGGCGCCCGACCUGGCAGGCGCGAACAACAACACCAGCGUGGCCCUCGGGCCCGGUAACCACCGGGUCGUGUGGACGUCGGGCGUGCAGAAGAACCUGGUGUCCUUCGCCAAGUGCGACGUGUUCAGCGGCGGUUGGGUAAGGGAGGAAGGCUACGCGUUCUACCCGCCCGGGUCGUGCCCCCUCAUCGACGACGACUUCAACUGCCACAAGAAUGGCCGCCAGGACACCGACUUCCUCAACUGGCGGUGGCAGCCCAGCGGGUGCGACAUUCCCAGGAUGAACGCGAGUGAUUUUCUUGAGAGGCUGCGAGGCCAGAGGAUCAUAUUCGUGGGCGACUCGCUGAACCGCAACAUGUGGGAGUCUCUGGUCUGCACUCUUCGCCAUGGUGUCAGGAACAAGAAGAGCGUGUACGAAGCGUCAGGGAAGAACCAGUUCAAAACCAGAGGAUACUACUCCUUCAAGUUCAGGGACUACAAUUGCUCAGUUGAUUUCAUAAGAUCAAUAUUUCUGGUCAAGGAGCUUGUACGUGAGAGCAAAAAUGGUACUGUACUGGACGCGAAACUGAGGUUAGACGAGCUGGAUGCAACAACUCCGGCGUAUCAGACUGCCAGCAUCGUCGUCUUCAACACCGGACACUGGUGGACUCACUCAAAAACAUCAAAAGGGCUGAACUAUUAUCAAGAAGGCAAUCAUGUGUACCCCAGCCUUGAGGUGAUGGAUGCAUACAAGAAAGCACUAACCACAUGGGCUAGAUGGGUUGACAAGAACGUUGACCCAGGAAGAACUCAGGUUGUAUUCAGAGGAUUCUCCCUAACACAUUUCAGGGGAGGACAGUGGAACUCAGGAGGGAGAUGCCACAGGGAGACUGAGCCAAUAUUUAACCAGACAUACCUUACCGAGUACCCCGAGAGAAUGAGGAUCCUGGAGCAGGUUCUCAGCCGGAUGAAGACCCCAGUGAUAUACCUCAACAUCAGCAGGCUCACCGAUUACCGGAAAGAUGGUCACCCGUCGGUGUACCGGGUGCGGUACGACACUGAGGAGGAACGAAUGGCAGCGGUGAUGAAGCAGGACUGCAGCCACUGGUGCCUGCCAGGCGUGCCGGAUACGUGGAAUGAACUGCUGUAUGCUUCGCUGCUCCAGGCAGGGAAAGGCUCCUGGAGAUUAUGACAUGAUGAUUACAGGAAUUUGGUUUCUGUUUACACGUAGUUUGUUAAGUUCUGUUCUGUGGUUAGCGGUGGAUAAUGUAGCAGUAAAUCCUGCAUUUAGGUAGACCCAGUUAGCAGUUACUCCUGCAUUUAGGUGGAUAAAGUGGAGUAAUAAUCAUCAGAAGACCGGUAGUUUGUGUACAUUAAGAGACCUGAAUUGCUGAUGGAACAUGUGAAAUUGGAUAAUGCAAGUUCUGCACUCA